Molecule: messenger RNA, 1473 nt
Organism: Haliotis rubra (blacklip abalone)
Lineage: Eukaryota; Metazoa; Mollusca; Gastropoda; Lepetellida; Haliotidae
Product: aminopeptidase Ey-like
Exons: 9
Coding region: 1-1473 (490 amino acids)
Biological process (GO): proteolysis; peptide catabolic process
Cellular component (GO): cytoplasm
Molecular function (GO): metalloaminopeptidase activity; peptide binding; zinc ion binding
Source: RefSeq, a predicted model, not a curated record
AUGGCGUUACAGAACACCUCUCUGGACUCGGAGAGCAAUUCCUCAGACCGUGGAGGGUCCGGCUGCUACGUGUCCGCGGUCCAUGGCUUCAUACUGCUGCUCCUGGCUGUUGCCAUUUCUGUCGGAGUGGGGAUCCUUGUACACUUCUCCGGGGGUGGGGAGUUAGUGUGUGAGUGUGGUCAGUCACAGACCCCUGCCCAGAGUCCGGAGGCCCUCAGGCAGAUGUGUAUUGACCUGGUCAAGGAUGGCACUGGAGAGGAAAUCUGUGACGUGUGUCCAGCUGACCCAGAGCGGACGACAAAGACUCCAGCUCCCGAGGUCACAACUACAGCUACGACGAUAGCACCACCAGCAACAACAACAGAGGCGCCUAGAGACUAUCGUCUACCCAUCACCGUGCGGCCCUAUCUGUACAGUCUGUCUCUCCAGCCCAACAUCUACGGCGGGGACAAUGGAGUUUUUGAUUUCAAUGGCACCGUCUCCAUUGCAACAGUUGCUGAAGAGGCUGCAACAACCAUCACCCUGCACGCCCAUCCUACACUCAACAUCGACAAGGCCACCAUACAGGUGCGAGACAUCAACUCAACAGCCAGCCUAACUGUACCAGACACAUCGUAUGAAUCUCUGCGGCAUUUCUUUGUCCUGCGUCUGUCCACGCCUCUGACCAUUGGUCGCCAUUAUGAGAUAUCAAUGUCCUUCAGCGGCCCCUUGUCUCAAGAUGGAGUCGGUCUGUACCUCAGCGUGUAUCAGGAGGAUGGCAGGAACGUUUACCUAGCAACGACCCAGUUUGAGGCUCCUGAUGCACGUAAAGCCUUCCCCUGCUUUGAUGAACCUGCGCUGAGAGCAGAGUUUGACAUCACCCUCGUGAGACAAGAUGGCGGAGAAAGGAACUACACUUCACUCGCCAACACUCCACGGAAAUCAUCCACUUCUCUACAGAACGGCAUGGUUGCCGACGUGUUUGAGCGGACUGUGAUGAUGCCCACCUACCUCUUGGCGUUCAUAGUGUGCGACUACGAGUACGUGGAGGAUAUCGUGAGCAACGUCCAGUAUCGAACAUGGGCGAUGCCCAAGAAACUUGAGUACACGGAAACUGCACAGCGUCACGGGAUCGCCAUCUUCAAGCGGUUUACGGAUUACUUUACGCCAGCAUAUGUCUUCUCUAAAUUAGACAACAUCGCCAUCCCCGACUUCAACGCUGGAGCCAUGGAGAACUGGGGUCUCAUCACCUACAGGGACACACUGCUGUAUGAACCCGGGGUCUCCUCAGCCUCCGAUGAGAACUGGAUAGCAGAGGUCAUCUCUCAUGAGAUAGCUCACCAGUGGUUCGGUAACUUGGUGUCUCCCCUGUGGUGGAACUGGCUGUGGCUGAACGAGGCUUUCGCUUCCUUCUGGGACUACCACGUUGUGGGGGAGAUCUACCCUUCCUGGAGGAAGUUGACCGGAGCUGUUUUCUACAAGGUAAGGAAUUGA